AUGAGACACAACCAGGGCAACACACGGCCAUACGAGAAACACAAUCAGGGCAACACACGACCACAUAAGACACACAAUCAGGGCAACACACGACCACACGAGAAACACAAUCAGGGCAACACACGACCACACGAGAAACACAACCAGGGCAACACACGACCAUACGAGAAACACAAUCAGGGCAACACACGACCACACGAGACACACAAUCAGGGCAACACACGACCACACGAGAAACACAAUCAGGGCAACACACGACCACAAGAGAAACACAAUCAGGGCAACACACGACCACACGAGAAACACAAUCAGGGCAACACACGGUCAUACGAGAAACACAAUCAGGGCAACACACGACCACACGAGAAACACAAUCAGGGCAACACACGACCACACGAGAAACACAAUCAGGGCAACACACGGCCAUACGAGAAACACAAAGGGGGCAACACACGACCACACGAGAAACACAAUCAGGGCAACACACGACCAUAUGAGAAACACAAUCAGGGCAACACACGACCACAAGAGAAACACAAUCAGGGCAACACACGACCACACGAGAAACACAAUCAGGGCAACACACGACCACACGAGAAACACAAUCAGGGCAACACACGACCAUAUGAGAAACACAAUCAGGGCAACACACGACCACACGAGAAACACAAUCAGGGCAACACACGACCACAAGAGAAACACAAUCAGGGCAACACACGUCCACACGAGAAACACAAUCAGGGCAACACACGACCACACGAGAAACACAAUCAGGGCAACACACGACCACACGAGAAACACAAUCAGGGCAACACACGACCAUACGAGAAACACAAUCAGGGCAACACACGACCAUAUGAGAAACACAAUCAGGGCAACACACGACCACACGAGAAACACAAUCGAUCAGGGCAACACACGACCAUAACUUGA
Molecule: messenger RNA, 933 nt
Organism: Haliotis rufescens (red abalone)
Lineage: Eukaryota; Metazoa; Mollusca; Gastropoda; Lepetellida; Haliotidae
Exons: 2
Coding region: 1-933 (310 amino acids)
Biological process (GO): microtubule cytoskeleton organization; positive regulation of intermediate filament depolymerization
Cellular component (GO): intermediate filament; microtubule
Molecular function (GO): intermediate filament binding; microtubule binding; CCR5 chemokine receptor binding
Source: RefSeq, a predicted model, not a curated record